Molecule: messenger RNA, 711 nt
Organism: Fraxinus pennsylvanica
Lineage: Eukaryota; Viridiplantae; Streptophyta; Magnoliopsida; Lamiales; Oleaceae
Source: the annotation of a GenBank genome assembly
AUGGGGCUUCAGUUUUUAUGGAGCUUUGGACUUGCCUGCAUUGACGUACAUGCUUUGAAGUUCUAUAAAGACCUGCAUAAUCAAAUCAUCAUGAGCCUUUUUGUUGUUGGCGACUGGGUAACUAAUUCCUCUUUAACUUCAUUUCUUUCAUUACUUCCACAAGAGCAUGCUAUUAUCACAUCAAUUAUGGGACUGAAGGUCUUGGUAAACAAUCCAGCUGCACAUAUUGUGAAAGGAGAUCAGCUGGCAAAGGAUGAGGGUUCCAGUGACUCGUUUAAUCAGGACCUUUAUAAACAAUUCCUGGCUUUUGCUAGAACUCAGCAACCAUCCUCUCAGUCAUCUAACUCAGCAAUUCAAGUUGAAGGUACCAUCACUACAGCUCCCUCACACCCUAUCCAACCUUCAGACACUCACAGACAGCAACCUACUACUAGUCCAACAGAUGAUACCAGCUACCUUUCUUCUCCCCCUCAUAUAUCAGAUGUUCUUCCUGAUGAUAACCAACAUGUGACAAGAAAAUCCUGUCGACAAAAGCAACCCCCUUCAUACUUAGCUGAUUACCAUUGCAAUUUCCCUUCCACCUCGACUGCACUCCAAUCAUCAAUCCUGUUGGCAGAUCCUCCUAUCUCUGCUGGCAAACCAGAGAAAAACAGCAACAAACCAGAGACGAGCAACUCAGGCAAAACUACUUCAGUUGAUGUUGUUAAUUAG